Molecule: messenger RNA, 636 nt
Organism: Pipistrellus nathusii (Nathusius's pipistrelle)
Lineage: Eukaryota; Metazoa; Chordata; Mammalia; Chiroptera; Vespertilionidae
Source: the annotation of a GenBank genome assembly
AUGGAGCGAAGCCGCACCAGCACCCCGGACAAGGCCGGGGCAGCCGUGCUGUGGGGCUGUGAGCUAACCCAGGAGAAGCGGACCUGGACCUUCAGGCCGCAGAAGGAGGGGAAGGACUGUAAGGUGUUGCUCAAUACGAUUUGCCUGGGGGAGAAGGUCAAAGGGGAGAUGAACCUCGUGGAGAUCGUGCCCCCAACAAGCCAGGAGGAGAAGAGGACCAAGCCCAUCCCCAUCGCCUCGCUGCAGGCCUCCGUCCUGCCCACGGUCACGAUGGGCCUGGAGCUCUCUCCUCCGGUCACUUUCCAGCUCCGGGCAGGCUUGGGACCCGUGUUCCUCAGCGGCCAGGAAUGCUAUGAGAUUCCUGAAGUCUCCUGGGAGGAAGAAGAGGGGGAGGAGGAGGAUCAGUCAGAGGAGGAAGAUGACGACGAUGACGACGACGAUGAUGAAGACGUGACCCUGGAGGACUCUCCUGUCAAACAAGGCAAGAGGCUUUCGUCCCAGAAGCAGGCCAGCGUUGCCAAGAAAAAGAAAGUGGAAAAAGAAGAUGAGGCGGUCAGAGCCAGUCUUAAAGGCAAGAGCCCUGUGAACAAGGCCAGAUACACACCCAAGGGGAAAAAGCCAGUGCCCAAGAAAUGA